Molecule: messenger RNA, 1859 nt
Organism: Eriocheir sinensis (Chinese mitten crab)
Lineage: Eukaryota; Metazoa; Arthropoda; Malacostraca; Decapoda; Varunidae
Exons: 3
Coding region: 144-866 (240 amino acids)
Source: RefSeq, a predicted model, not a curated record
AUCUAUAGGUUCCUUGCACGUGACAUCACACCCUCUCCGUGGCGGCAGCAGACGAUGCAUUUAGCGUUGUGUGGGACUGAGCCCAUAUCAGCUGACGUGCGAGGUACUUUGGUAAUCAUACGAAAGACAGUGAAUUUGCCAAGAUGCCAGCAUUCUGUGGUGUUAUUGGGUGCGCAAACAAGCGGACAAAGUUCCCGGAAAAGUUUUUCUUCCGACUACCAGCAGUAGACAAGAGAUAUGGAGGGAAGAGAGAGAAAAUAACAAGUGAACGGCGAGGGAAGUGGCUGGCAAACCUGGCAAGAGCUGAUUUAACCGAGGCUGGAAAAAGGCAUCUCCUCGUGUGCAGUGAUAAUUUUUUGAGUGGAUGGCCAGCAGUCCUUGAGGAUACAAGUAAUCCAGACUGGGCCCCAACACAGAACCUUGGUCAUUGUAAAGUGUCCCAGGAAUUGGUCGCCAUCAGUUGUGCUCGGCAUCAAAGGAUCCAGGAGAGAAAGUUGAAGAAGGAUAAGGAGAUGUUUAUGGCAGCGCAGACACUCAUGAACAUACAGGAAUACACUCAACCUUGUAGUGACGAAGUUCAUGUUGAACAACAGGAACAGUUGUCCCUACCAUCCAUCGGCCAGACAUUUCAGACAAAGAAGCAAACCAUUCUGUCUAGACCAGCUGCCUGCAAGACGGAAACAGUAACAGUUGCAACUGUUGGCUGCCAAACAGACCUCACCCUAAUGGAGAUGACCAUGUUUGAUCAGCAGUAUGAGGACUUGAACCAGUUACGAACAGAGGUGUAUGAACUCCGUUCUACAGUAGGUGACUACAAUAACCUCAAAAAGUACUUUUUUAUACAGGGCUGCCAAACUAUGCUGUAAUGAUGUGCAGUUUUAAUUAUGUUUGCCUUAAUAUUACCCAUUCAAUUAAUUCAAAGCUAUCCCCGUUUCAAGAAUUUGUUAUGUUUCUGAUGCAUCGUCGUUUAAACACAUACUUCCAGGAUUUGGCCUAUAGAUUUAAUGUAUCUCUUUCAACACUGUCAAGGAUAUUUUAUAAAUGGGUAGAUACAGCAGAUACAAAAUUAAGACAUUCCAUUGUUUGGCCUGGAAGAGAAGAACUUAGGCUAGCAAUGCCUGCAUGCUUUUGCAGGAAUUUUGGUGACAGAGUCUCUGUCAUACUUGACUCUUUUGAAGUGACCUUGGCUACUCCUUCCUCCCUAAUGGCCAAGGCAGCUACUUGGUCAAAUUAUAAACACAAUAACACCAUGAAAUUCCUCAUAGGCAUUCCCCACAGGAUGCAUAUCAUUCAUAUCUAGAGGUUGGGGUGGUAUGGUCAGUGACAAGACCAUUACCGAGAAGUGCGGCAUUUAAAAAAAAUGUGCUACCUGGUGAUAUUGUGCUUGCUGAUAGAGGGUUUGGAAUUGAGGAAAGUGUAGGAUUAUACCAUGCAAGUUUAUAUAUUCCAUCAUUUACCAGGGGAAAAUCUCAGUUGUCAGCCUUUGAAGUUGAAAAUACUAGGAAAAUUGCCAAUGUAAGAAUUCAUGUAGAGAGAGUAAUUGGGUUGGUUCGUCGUAAAUAUAAGAUUUUUCAAGGUCCACUUCCAAUAGAAUUAGUAAAAGGUAAUGACAGCAAUGAGACUACACUAGAUAAAAUAGUAAGGAAGUGUUGUACACUUGUUAACUGUUGUCCAGGCAUUGUACCAAUGACUUCAUGAAUGCAAUUUAAUUACUUAUUUAUGUUUAAUAUGUAAUUUUUAAUCUUGCCUUCUUCCCAACAAGUGGGAUGGCAGAUUUAUUAAUUGGUAAAUGUAAUCCAAUUGAUUACAUUAUCCAUUUCCAUACAAUAAAGUAAAAACAAAGAUUGUUACCAUAACCA